UAGGGCUGGGCAGUGACUCUGUAUGCGCACGUCCCUCAUCUCAUCGGAUAAAAUCUUUCGAUUCUCUGGGAUCCCAGUCUUUACACAGUAGAACUUCAAAACUCUUUCAGGGGCAGUAUCGGAGUUUGGACAUGACAGAUAACAGCAACCAUCAGUUGGUGGUGAGAGCAAAAUUUAAUUUUCAACAGACAAAUGAAGAUGAACUUUCUUUUUCAAAAGGAGAUAUUAUUCAUGUCACAAGAGUGGAAGAAGGAGGCUGGUGGGAAGGAACUCUAAAUGGCAAAACAGGGUGGUUUCCAAGUAACUACGUACGAGAAAUAAAAUCAAAUGAAAAACCGGUCUCCCCCAAAUCAGGUACAUUGAAGAGCCCACCUAAAGGCUUUGAUACGUCUGCAAUUAACAAAAGCUAUUACAACGUGGUGCUACAAAAUAUAUUAGAAACAGAAAAUGAAUAUGCUAAGGAGCUACAAACAAUGCUUUCAAACUACCUGCGACCGUUACAAGCCAGUGAAAAGUUAAACUCGACCAAUACUUCAUACUUAAUGGGAAACCUGGAAGAAAUAAGUUCUUUCCAGCAAAUGCUUGUACAGUCUUUAGAAGAAUGCACAAAGUUGCCUGAAGCUCAGCAGAGGGUUGGAGGAUGUUUUCUAAAUUUGAUGCCACAGAUGAAAAGCUUAUACCUUGCAUACUGUGCCAACCAUCCGUCAGCAGUAAAUGUUCUCACAGAACACAGUGAGGAGCUAGGAGAAUUCAUGGAGAUGAAAGGUGCCAACAGCCCUGGGAUCCUUGUACUGACCACGGGCCUCAGCAAACCUUUUAUGCGUCUGGAUAAAUACCCCACGUUACUCAAAGAACUUGAAAGGCACAUGGAGGAUUAUCAUCCAGAUCGUCCAGAUAUUCAAAAAUCCAUGACUGCCUUCAAAAAUCUUUCUGCACAAUGUCAAGAAGUACGGAAACGGAAAGAACUUGAACUACAAAUACUGACGGAAGCUAUCCGUUGUUGGGAGGGAGAGGAUAUUAAAACACUUGGCAACGUGAUAUACAUGUCCCAGGUCAUGAUUCAGUGUGCUGGAAGUGAGGAAAAGAAUGAAAGGUAUCUUCUUCUCUUCCCUAACAUUUUGCUAAUGUUGUCUGCCAGCCCGAGAAUGAGUGGGUUUAUCUAUCAGGGAAAACUGCCAAUGACAGGGAUGACUAUCACAAAACUAGAAGACAGUGAAAACCAUAAAAAUGCAUUUGAAAUAUCAGGAAAUAUGAUUGAAAGGAUACUAGUGUCUUGUAACAACCAACAAGAUUUGCAUGAAUGGGUGGAUCAUCUGCAGAAGCAAACCAAAGUCACAACUGUUGGGAAUCCCAGCAUUAAACCUCACUCUGUGCCAUCUCACACGCUUCCUUCCCAUCCAGUAACACCCUCCAGCAAGCAUUCAGACAGCAAGCCAAUACCACUGACUCCUGCAUACCACACUCUCCCUCAUCCAUCACAUCAUGGGACUCCACAUACCACGAUAAACUGGGGACCUCUGGAACCUCCGAAAACCCCCAAGCCUUGGAGUCUGAGCUGCUUACGGCCCGCGCCUCCAUUACGGCCUUCAGCAGCUCUUUGUUAUAAAGAGGAUCUCAGUAAAAGCCCUAAAACCAUGAAAAAGCUGCUUCCCAAACGCAAGCCAGAACGGAAGCCAUCAGACGAAGAGUUUGCACUGAGAAAAAGUACAGCUGCUUUAGAAGAAGAUGCUCAAAUUCUUAAAGUCAUUGAAGCAUAUUGCACAAGUGCCAAAACACGUCAAACUCUAAAUUCAAGUUCCCGUAAAGAAUCAGCUCCUCAAGUCCUGCUUCCAGAAGAAGAAAAAAUCAUUGUAGAAGAAACUAAAAGUAAUGGUCAGACUGUUAUAGAAGAGAAAAGCCUUGUUGACACAGUAUAUGCAUUAAAGGAUGAAGUACAGGAGUUAAGACAGGAUAACAAAAAGAUGAAGAAAUCAUUAGAAGAAGAACAAAGAGCUCGCAAGGACUUGGAGAAGCUUGUUAGAAAAGUUCUAAAGAACAUGAAUGAUCCGUCUUGGGAUGAAACCAACUUAUAAUUAAUUUUUUCUUUUUUUUUUCUUUCUAUUGAAAGACCAGUUGUAAAACUGAGCUGGGAAGCCUUCUGACAUUAGUCAGUGUUGCAUCAAGAGCACUACAAAACAGGAUUUAACUGGAUCUAGCAAUUUCUUGCUCUCAACAUACAGAAACAGUCAAGCCAUUUACUGAAGCAAUCUGUACUUUAAGUGUGGAGACCGUGGAUCCUGAACUCUACUAAACUUAAUUUGUUUGCAUCUAAAUUACCUCAUCUUGCAGAAAGUGCAGCACCUGACUAAAAGUCCAUGUUUUUCAGUGGCUUUUUAAUUAAAUAUGUAUUUUUCUUGUAAAUAUCUGUAAUUUUGAAUGCAUAUGUGAUGGAUGUAUCAGGGCUGAUAUGUUACUUUUUUCUCUUGUUGUUAUAAUGAUCACAAGUGUUAGAAAUGACGGCAGUACUGUCUUACCUAAGAAAGGUCAGAGUUCUUUGCGGAUAAUUGUGGAUCUGUUCCAAAUUACCCACUCAUCACACAUGCAAAUUUAAAAAUCUAUUUUUCCCAUUGACCACUGUAUUUAAAUCCUUUACUGUUAUUUAUGUCUGUGCAUACAUUUUUAAACAGUUUACAAUUCUUUAAGAACAGUAUUAAAAUACAGAAGAUUGUUUAUUGACAGUAUAAACAAUUUUUAACAAAACUAAUGCCCAUAAUUUACGUUCACAUACACUUGUUUGGCAGACUGAUCUGUUGUGCUUUGGCCACUGAAAGACUGAUGUACUUGCCUGCUUUUUAUGACUGUGAUUUUUAGGUGUUUAUGU
Phaethon lepturus (White-tailed tropicbird) is the source of this 2860-nucleotide messenger RNA. It is a transcript of the gene ARHGEF7, whose product is annotated as Rho guanine nucleotide exchange factor (GEF) 7. NCBI's taxonomy places the organism in Eukaryota, Metazoa, Chordata, Aves, Phaethontiformes, Phaethontidae. Bases 132 to 2072 code for a protein of 646 amino acids. The transcript is spliced from 18 exons. Gene Ontology annotation, molecular function: guanyl-nucleotide exchange factor activity; protein binding. The record is from RefSeq and is a predicted model, not a curated record. Gene Ontology annotation, biological process: intracellular signal transduction.